Messenger RNA from Epinephelus lanceolatus (giant grouper), 3426 nucleotides. RefSeq names its product dopamine receptor D1a (gene drd1a). Gene Ontology annotation, cellular component: plasma membrane. Gene Ontology annotation, biological process: G protein-coupled dopamine receptor signaling pathway; positive regulation of MAPK cascade; adenylate cyclase-activating adrenergic receptor signaling pathway. Lineage: Eukaryota; Metazoa; Chordata; Actinopteri; Perciformes; Serranidae. The record is from RefSeq and is a predicted model, not a curated record. Gene Ontology annotation, molecular function: dopamine neurotransmitter receptor activity, coupled via Gs; G protein-coupled receptor activity.
GGCUGCAGCAGGACGCAGCCGGAGCGGCGAUGGCUGAGUGACAUCUGAGUAUUUGUUGUGUGUGUUAUUUAUUUAUUAACUGUCAGCGAUGUGGAGCCCGUCGAGGAUUUAAUGGGACUGUGCUGUGCUCUGGUUUGUGUUUGUCGGACAUGGAGACUGUGUGCCCUUUUGGAUUGACUUUAAGCUGUUAAGUUCCCAUGAAAGUGACCGGACGUUUAUUUUGAAAUGUCAACAUCAAGCUACAGCUGGCACUGUGAGUAAGAGGGGUGCUGAUGACCUCAGUAAGCAGACAGAGGAUGCUUAACAUCACAGCAGUUUGGGAACCAUAAACUGGGCAGAGAGAGUCAUUCCACUGAGGAAUUAAGGUACCACUACUUCUUCAGCUCUGCAGCUCAAAUGAUGUCAAAUCUAAUUUACAGAGUCAGGGGCCAAAUGUCCUGCCCAGACAGGGUUUGCUUCAAACAUCUCAUCCUUUGUCAUUUGUCAGAAGAUACAAUGGCAAAGAUUGUUUGCAAGGCUGAAGCACAGGAGCCUCCUAGAUUCUAACCCUGUGGAUAUAAUGUAGCACAACUCUUCAGCAUGACUUAAAUGAACUCCCCCCAACCCCAACACGUUCAGGGAUGGAUCCCAUGAACCUUACAACUGUAAUCGACAACGGGUUUUUGGACGAGGCUCCGUCGAGCCGUGUCCUAACUGGCUGUUUCCUCUCGCUGCUCAUCCUCACCACCUUGCUGGGAAACAUGCUCGUUUGUGCUGCCGUCACCAAGUUUAGACAUCUGCGCUCCAAAGUGACCAACUUUUUUGUGAUCUCGCUGGCCGUGUCAGACCUCUUGGUUGCCAUCCUGGUGAUGCCGUGGAAAGCGGUGACAGAGAUCGCCGGGUUCUGGCCGUUUGGCUCCUUCUGUGACACCUGGGUGGCUUUUGACAUCAUGUGCUCCACUGCGUCCAUUUUGAACCUUUGUGUGAUAAGCCUGGACCGCUACUGGGCCAUCUCCAGCCCCUUUCGCUACGAGAGGAAGAUGACACCCAGGGUUGCCUAUGUGAUGAUCAGUGUGACCUGGACACUAUCUGUGCUAAUUUCCUUCAUCCCGGUGCAGCUCAACUGGCACAAGGCCCAAACUAAAUCCUACACCCCUCUGACUGGGUCCUCUAGCUCUUCAGGUUUCAAUGCUACAUCUUACCGCAGCCCAGAGAACUGUGACUCGAGCCUGAAUAGGACCUACGCCAUCUCCACCUCCCUUAUAAGCUUUUACAUCCCUGUGGCCAUCAUGGUGGCCACCUACACCCAAAUAUACCGCAUUGCCCACAGACAAAUCAGGAGGAUUUCUGCCCUGGAGCGCGCGGCUGAAAGUGCCAAGAACAGACACGACAGCAUGGGCGGAGGCUCCAGCAUCGCAGAUUCUGAGAGCUCUUUCAAAAUGACGUUCAAGAGGGAGACCAAGGUGCUGAAGACGCUGUCAGUAAUCAUGGGGGUGUUUGUGUGCUGCUGGCUUCCGUUCUUUAUCCUCAACUGCAUGGUGCCGUUCUGCGAGCAGUCGAGCGGAGGGGAGGCUUUCCCUUGUAUCAGCCCCACCACGUUUGACGUGUUCGUGUGGUUCGGCUGGGCUAACUCCUCCCUCAACCCCAUCAUCUAUGCCUUCAAUGCAGAUUUCCGCAAGGCCUUCUCCAUCCUGCUGGGCUGCCACAGACUGUAUCCAGGAGGCCACAACAUAGAGACAGUCAGUCUAAACAAGAAAUGACUCAUGACUCUCUCACAGCACUGACUCAUCCUUAAUGCUAAGAGUCCUAGUUCCUGUAGAGGCCGGUCUGAUCGACUUCAAACGAGGAUGCUGCUCUCUGUGCUGACUCGUAGUGUGACUGAAGGAUACGGUGACCCUACAUGUACCCGUGUUUGCAUUAGGCGAGUGGCCUGUCCGCGUGCAGACUGUCAGAGUGAGCUCGCCGUGCUCACCGCAAUUGCUGCACCGUCUUCAAGUGGAAGAUGCUCCUGAAAGAGGAGAGGGGAUUUAGGGAUUGAGAUUAAGACUCUUCGCUGUUGUGCCAGGAAGCUGGGAGCGCAGCGGUGCUGACACGCCCCUGGGAUAGAUAAUCCCAUGACUGGGCAGCACACACCCUAAUGCUGUCAGACACCGCUCUCUUCAAUACCAUCACACACACGUACACAAACACAAACAUUGUCAAAACAUGCUCCUCCAAAUUUAGUGUAAAUGCAGCACCCAGCAUGCACUCUAUGACAAAGUACAUGACAGCACACAGAAAUACUGUUACUCAUUACAUUAACAUCCUGUGCUCUGCGAGGAGUCCAGCAGUAAAGCGUCAAACCAAAUCAUGUUUAAGAUGAGCAUGUAGGUUAAGUACAUCCACAUGUGAUUAAAUAUUAAAGCAAGAAUGAACCCAGAUUUGAUUUUACAUCUAUUAAUGUUGUGAUUUUAGAAGAAAGUUCUGAGAAGUCGUCUCUUUUGGAGGUGAAAGUACACAGACGUGAAAAAUGCAGCUUGUAUCUCACGGCUGGUUCACAAUUUAUAGCUCAUCCAAAUGUCAGAUCAUUGUGACUUUAAACCAAAUUUACUCAACAGACACCUCAUAAAGUAUUUGUUAGUCGCUUGAAAGUGUUUUAUGGAUGAGUCUCAUAUUUGUGUCCUGUAUUUUUUGCAAACAACAGCUGAUGACCUCUUUUAAGGAGAAGACACUGACCUAAACAAAGGUGUUGCUUGACCUGUGGUGUCUUUGACUAUUGUGACCAUGUAGGAGCUGAAUGAACUGUCUGAAUGUUAUGUUUGGAUUAAUCAAUUUUAAUUAGCUCUUUAAAGUGAAUUACUAAAGGAUAAUCUUGCUUUAUAACAACAUAGGUUUGGCUGUCAGUCAGAUGCAGACAGAUGAUCAGACUAGUUGAAAAUCUGCCCACAGAUCAUUGAAGCCACUACAUUUGGAGACGAAACCAAAAGUCUGCACGUAAUUAGUUUGACUUAUUUUGAAAGCAAAUAAUCUAAUCUGAAACUGUGUUGUGGAACGAACAUUCAUCUGAUACUUCUGCUGCCUCUUGUGAGCGACAAGCUAAUAUUACCGUAAUGCAGUUGCAUUUUACAAAACUUACAUUUAUUGUAAGGUGGUGCACUUUAGUGGCACUAGAAAUUAAUAUCAGCACAGAGUAGGAAGUGUGGAGAUGUGGUAUAAAAAAAAUGAUAAAGCACUGUUGUAUAGAGAUCAAAGAUAAACCCAUGGGGGGAUAUCUCCGACUUCUUUUACUAACAAUGUAGCGUAGUAUGCUAGUAUGCAUUAGCCAAAAGAAUAAUAGCAGAGUUUGCCUUUUUUCAUGUAAACUUGGCUAAGCUGAGGGUGUGUUUGAAACCUGUGAUCUGAUUAUCAGACCUAGAGUUGUCUGGCUUUGGUCUGAAUCAGGGACUAACUUUGUUACAAAGUUGCAUA